UGGGCACCCGCAUCAGGUCAUUUGGCUCGCCAGCGGGCAGUGGCAAGGCAGUGGGGCACCGAGUCACCAGGUACGACAGCGGGCUCCGAGUCCAUUGGCACGACAGCGGGCACCGGAUCAGGUACCGGAUCAUCUGGAUCAACAGCGGGCAUCGAGUCAACUGGCCUAAUAGGAUCGUCAGGCUGGAUCAGUUCAUCAUGCUGGAGCAUCAGGCCGAGAGGCUUCAGGCCGAGUAGAGGCUUCAGGCCGAGUAGAGGCUUCAGGCCGAGUAGAGGCAUCAGGCCGAGUACAGGCAUCAGCCGAGUACAGGCAUCAGGCCGAGUAGAGGAUUCAGGCCGAGUAGAGGCUUCAGGCUGA
This is a messenger RNA of Staurois parvus, 357 nucleotides long. The record is from the annotation of a GenBank genome assembly. Lineage: Eukaryota; Metazoa; Chordata; Amphibia; Anura; Ranidae.